This is a messenger RNA of Neodiprion virginianus, 3541 nucleotides long. RefSeq names its product serine protease 55-like. Gene Ontology annotation, molecular function: serine-type endopeptidase activity. Lineage: Eukaryota; Metazoa; Arthropoda; Insecta; Hymenoptera; Diprionidae. The record is from RefSeq and is a predicted model, not a curated record. The transcript is spliced from 10 exons. Gene Ontology annotation, biological process: proteolysis. The coding region runs from base 691 to 2220 and encodes 509 amino acids.
CCACGUGCGCGAGUGGUACUGGUUUAUCAGGCCCGGAAGAGUGGGUCGUAUAACUAGAAUUGUCGUAGGAGCUACAUCAUCUGAAAUUUUGCGAUGCUGGUGAAUUACUUUCGGCAAUAACCUGAGGCCAGGUCGUCGCUGUGCGAAAUUGGUACAACCGAUUGGGACGCUCGGUGGUAAAGUUGCAGGUUGUGAUGCGGAUACUUUGAGCGAUACAUGACUGUGUCACUUGAUCCGUAAAAGUGUCGUGCAGUAUAACGUUUCGGGAAGUUUGCGGUUGCGGUGAAGAUGCGUGAAAGGCAGUAUCAGCGACGCGAAUUUGCUUAGCAAAGCGCGUUCACUUACUUCCUUACGUUACGAUUGUAGUGACGAUUGCAGUAUUUUUUCAUUCUGAUCACGGAAAUUAGACAACGAGUGAAAAGCUGCUGGUGCAAUUGUUAUACGAUGAUCGGAACAUUGACUUCCUUCGAAACACGUGAACGCCACACUAUCGCCUUCGUUCUUGAACAAACACAUGAUCAGACAGUUCAAUCACGAGUUGAAAAGUGUUCGACGAUGAAGGUCUACUCGUGAACCCUUUUCAAGUGUACUUAUUGUUUGACUUGUGAUGAUGGUGUGCUUCAACCGACCCUGAUAAGAAUCGUCACGCGUGAAUCGACCAGAGCCACACCUGGAAUCACCGAAACGAAGAUGACCUGCAACGGCCAUGCGGCGGUCAUCCGUUAUGGCCUUUUUCUGGCAUUGAUAAACGUCGUCAUUGGUAACAACCAGACGGACGAUUGGAACCAGCUUCUGACUUCAUCCUCGAAAAACCCCAGUUGGUGGCCGCAGCAUCUUUACCGCAAUGACUCCGUGCAUAAUUCAAAAAAGUCCUCAAAAAUUCUUCACUUCUCAGAAUGGAGUGAAUGGUCUGUUUGUAGUAAUCACUGCACACAAAAUAGAGUGAGGAGGUGCCAAGCGAAGAAAAAAUGUGGAACCACCGUUCUUAGAGAAGAACGGAGCUGUUUCCACAAGAGACGAGGAAAGCGAAGAAGAUGCCGUCAGCGUCAGAGACACAGGGAUCGGCAUAAAGAGAAGUUUCACGUUGUGCAGAUUCCAAAAGAAGCGGAACCCAGACAAGGCAGACAAAAGGGUAAUCAAGGCCAGAAGGGACCGCGCAAACGACCAAACCGCUUCUAUGGAAAAUGGAGCAAAUGGUCAACGUGCAGCAGAAGUUGCACCACGCAACGACACAGGUGGUGCAGACGGCCAAGAAUUUGCGGACGCGACGUCAUACGCGAAAGCGCCUACUGUUACGUCGAAGGGAGCUUCUGUCAAAAAUGGAUUUAUCGACGAAUACAAGGACGAUACGAAGACGACAACGAUGUGGAUCAAGAGUUGGACGAAUUAGAUCUCCGGCCGAACAUGGUGGACUCCUUCAGCGGCACCGUUGAGGAACCGUGGAAAUGUGGAGUGCUCAAUUCCAGUAGAAACUCCAGGCUGUCCUAUUUCACCAGGAUCAUUGGAGGGCGUCCAGCAACGGCGGGAAAUUGGCCAUGGCAGGUUGCCAUACUGAACAGAUUCCGGGAAGCAUUCUGCGGCGGAACUCUAGUCUCACCCAGAUGGGUCCUCACAGCUGCACACUGCAUUCGUAAGAGACUCUACGUUCGUGUGGGUGAACACGAUUUGACAGUGAAAGAGGGCAGUGAACUAGAAUUUAGGGUCGACAGCGUAAUCGUGCAUCCGUACUAUGACGCAGAUACAGUUGAUAAUGACGUUGCCCUUCUGCGGCUUCCGGUGAUUUUAACACCCGCUUCGACUCGCGGAAUUGCUUGUUUACCGACUCCGAGACAGCCGUUGCCCACAAAUCAACUCUGUACCAUAAUCGGAUGGGGCAAGUCUAGAGCCACAGACGAUUUUGGAACUGACGUCCUCCACGAGGCCAGAGUGCCGAUUGUCUCGAGUGAAGCAUGUCGAGGGGUCUACACCGACUACCAGAUAACAGAUAACAUGUUUUGUGCGGGAUAUCGUCGCGGGCGCAUGGACUCUUGCGCAGGAGAUAGCGGAGGUCCCCUGCUCUGCAAGGACCCGCGACGACCGGAGCAGCCCUGGACCAUUUUUGGCAUUACGAGUUUCGGAGAGGGUUGCGGCAAACGUGGAAAAUUCGGGAUCUACGCAAGGCUGCCCAACUACGUAGUCUGGAUCGAGAAGGUCAUGAGACACACCGAUGCAGGCACGUAGAUCCAGGAUCCAUGAAUCAGUUUGUUUGCCGCAACUCGCGGGAUGUACGAGUAUUGGUAGCGAGUGGGGUUCGAAGGCAGACGAAACUUGAGAGGAGAACGUUGCGGAAAAAUUCGAAUAUUUUUCAAAAUCUAUUUCCUAGAUAACAUCUGACUUGAGGCGAAGUUUAUAAUUAGUUUGCGGCUCAUACAUUCACAUCAGCUGUUUACAAUCGUUAGCUUCAAUAUUAACGUUCAAUAAUAACGUGAAAUAUAUAGUUGCGUGAUAAUUGCAUGACCAAAUGCAUGAUCUGAUUAUGAUGUCAUAAUAGCCUAUCUACUAUUAUUGAAUGUAAAGGUGAAUGUGUUAUAAUUUUCAAUUAUUUUCGCAUCGAUACUUUUAUAUUGCAUUUAUAGUAAUAGUGAAUGUUCGACCGUGCCUAGAAUUGCAUUUAUGUUUAGAAAGAAAAAAGAUCAAAAAAGUUUUUUUUACUUGAUAAGCGAUGUCCGCUUGUAAGAAUAUCUCUUUUAACGAAUUAUAUGAAAUUUGAAUUUCGAUCUAAGCAAACGUAAUUGUGAUUUUUAUAAAUAUAAAGUAUAUGAAAACUGCAGAUAUAUUUUCAUAAGAUAUGAAUUAUAUACAAACAUAAAUGUAAACACUACCUAUUACCUUAUACACUAUAACUAAUAUAGGAAAGCACCUGUACUAUUUUGUAUAUAUUUAUUUCAAAUGUGACGUAUUUUCAUACGUAUGUAUGCUAUUAUAUUAUAUAGUACACAGAAUGCUAGGAAAUUAUGUUAAAAAGAAAGAAAAAAUCGUAUUAAUCUGACUACCUUGGAGUCUAGACAUACAUCAAAUAAAUUAACAACUUCUUGUUAGCUUCAAAUUAUCGGACAUCAACUCGGCUAUCGUAAUAGUUGAAAUUUUCUUGGAAAAAAGUGAAAUUUCUUCGUCAAGAAUAUAUUCGUAAUAGCUGUCAGAUUUGCCCAAGUCUAGCUUUCUCAAAAUUUCAAAUUUUGACCACGUACGUAAAAAUUUAUUUCUGAGUAAUCAUUCGCGUAGCAGGCGGUACCAAAGUUGCCUUACACCAGGCGCAUUUCAGAUGUUGAUUUAUACUUUUACGAUUUAUACGUGUGGCACAUAAAUAAAGUGUAGCCAAUAGCUAGAAAGAUAAUUAAGAUAAUAGCGAAGAUGGCGGUUAUGAAAUUUUGUAAACGUAUAAAAGAAAAGAAAAGUAACAACUUUAUGUGUAUUGAAUUAAAACGUGAUACUUAAAAACUAAUAAAUUUAUUCAUCACGCAAUAGAUGUGUUAAACAUUAAAUCGAAUGUGUGCAAGUUUUU